Messenger RNA from Thelazia callipaeda (thelaziosis nematode), 3474 nucleotides. The record is from the annotation of a GenBank genome assembly. Lineage: Eukaryota; Metazoa; Nematoda; Chromadorea; Rhabditida; Thelaziidae.
AUGGAGCCACUUAUUCAAGGAACAAUCAAUGCGCUGGGAUUUCUGGAAAACAAUGUUUAUCACCCGGAACCUGAUUGUCUCGAGAGUAUUCGCGAUUUGAUACGAUUUUUACGAAAUGAUACUAAUCUGGCCAUUGCACGACGUGCUUGUGGAGAGCGAAAUAUUAUUGGAUGCGAUUUGAUUCCAAUUAUGCGAUCGUUUCGUACAUCUGACAAAUUAUUUGAUAUUACGUUAAGACUAACAAUAAAUUUGUGUCAACCAGCCGCUUUGACAUUUGUAGGACGUGAUUUCGGUGAUAAGGAAAUUGUGAAAGCUUUUUUUGAGGUCGAAAAGAAUCUCAAAGAUUCAAAAGAAGCCUUUGGUGAUGUUCAAUUAUUCAAAGUUUUUGAAAGCAAAGUUUCAGCUUAUUUUGCACAAGAUUGGUUGGAUAGACUCGAAGAAACAAAACUUGUGAUCGAGAGGAUUUUUGUCUUAGUGCGUUACAUUCUUUUAAUUGGCGAUACGGAUCUUGAUAAAGAACGUACGUCACAGGACGUCAAUAGUCAUGAUCAGCUAGUUUUAGCUUUACUGCAGAGUGGUUUUGGGAAGCUACUUGUUCAAGUAUCCGCAAAUUCUAAUGAACGUUAUUUCCAUUUGUGUGUUCUGGAAAUAUUUGCAAUGAUGCUAAAGCAGUAUGAGGCGAAAGAUGUGGUCGAAGCUGAAAGUAUUCGAUCAACCGAAGAAAGAAAAAGACAAGAAAUAGAGAUGCAGAAGGUCGUCGAAAUGGAGAAAGAAAAGCAGCUCAAUAUGCGUCGCUGCUUAUCAAGCCGCCAUACUUCUUUUGCUGGAACUUAUAUUUUAAAAGGAUUGAAAGCCAUCAACAAAAAUAACGACAUGGUUGUGAGCAAAGUGUUGAAAAACUGUAAUGUGGUGGGUCAUUUGAAUACACAAAAAAUUCGACAUCGCGUUCCUAAAAAUCGACGGUUAUUCCAUUGUGAUGAUAAUAAACAUCUGUCUUGUCGAGAUAUUCGCGUAGCUUUACGAUCUUUCUGUCUAGAAAUGCUGCAGAAAUCAUAUUCUCGAUUAAUGAGCGGAUGUAGAGAUGGUGCGUUUUCUGCUAGGCGAACUCUGGAACAAACCAAAGCUGACAUACAUUAUUUUGUUUUGAUGCAGUUUUCGAUGGAAUUUUGUCGUCUAGCUGGCUUGCCUGAGGAAUAUGUUGAUGUUUCUCUGAAUAUAGAAACGUUCCACCUUCUCCAAACUCAAUUGGAUGAUUACAUGGAAAAAACAAAAAUUGAACGUAAGGAAGCCCGCUUCUAUGGCUUACGUGCGCAGUAUGCUUUGGUUGCUUACAAAGAAUUACUUUUUACUCAGUUAUCAAUUUUGAAAUCUGGGAGUGAAGAAUGGAAAAAAAAAAUAGAAUCUACUUGUUCGCAUAUACUGAAAGUUGAGGAAUAUAGAGAUCUCUCAACAUCUAUUAUUCGUAGAUUUAUGCCUGGUGUAUUUUCAAAGACUUUUUUGCAAAAUAUUAUAUUAGCAAAUCAUGCAUACAUAUCUUUGGUCGAAAAUUUUUCCAAAAAAGGAAUGCUCUAUACGGUCACCAAACGUCAGAAAUUACGAAAAAGGCAUGCACAAAAAAGUAAUAAAGGAGAAUGUGUAGAAAAAUCGGAAACGUCAGACCAGAAUGUUUGGAAUGAUAUUUGCGAAGAUUUAUCAGAGACCAUAUUUGGCUUUGUAAAACCUAACCUCGAUAUAAGUGCCAUCGAUGUGCUUCUGAAUGUGGAAGAUUCUGUUCAUAAGCAGUUUGCAAUGCUCAUGGUGCACCAUGCUCUUCAAGAAAGGCGCGUAGCAGAUGCUGUCGGUGUAUAUCGGGCUGCUCGUGAUUUGUGGCCUACAAAUAAUAUAUUUGGAACAAAUGAUAUGAAUGCUGAAGAUGAAUUUCUGGAAUUACGUGCUAUAUAUUUUGUGGAUUUGAAGGAGGUUGAAGAAAAGUGGAAAAAAGUUCGAUUAGAAGCAUACGGACCGCAGUGGAAUGAUGGUACAGAAGACAGUGCACUUUUUGAUGAUAAAAUCGUUCUAGAAGAGGAAAAGGAAUGUGGAGUUGAAUUAGAUUCAGAUGCAUCCGCGGUCGAAAAUGAAGUCGACUUUAAUUUCGGUGAUUACGUUGCUAAGUUCGCACGAGCUGAUAUUUUGAAAUGGUAUUUUUUCGUACUGACUGACUUUGAAUCCAACACUAUGGAUAUAAAUAAGGCAGUUUUGAAACUUUUACAUCGAAUAGCGUUUGAUUUGAAAAUGGCUCCGCGUUUAUAUCAGCUUUCUCUUUUUAUCGUUUUCAAACGACUUGCUCUUCGUUUCAAGGACCAGUCUUUGAAUGAUAUCAAACGAAGCAAAUAUUUUGACAUAUAUCAAUUUGGUUUUCACAUUCUGAGACGGUUUUUUGCUGACUAUAGAAGGAUUGGGUCAAAAUUGAUACCAGAGAUUUUGUUUUUGAAAGGUUCAAAAGAAUGUUAUGAAAUUUCAAAUGGAUAUGGAUCAUUUGAAAUUAAGGAUGAUGGCAAAAAGUGUAAAGAAAUAUUAUGGCCUGAAAAUUUGGAAAAUGAAUUAAAAACGCUGUAUAAUGAGUAUUUGUCAUUCGAAGAAAAGCCUGAAGGUGUAGACAUUGUUGAAUAUGUGGAACAAGGUUUAUCGAAGUUACGAACACGUCGGCAAAUUAUUCGACAAAUAAAAUUACUUGGAUUAAGUACAUUUGGCGCUAGAAGUAUUGAAAGACAUACACUGGAAACAUCCAAAUCAUUACCAUUUGCACCAGAAAUCAUCCAUCAAAUGCAUAAUAUAGCAAAAGAGUAUAAUUCAAAAUCGCCUUCUUGCCGUUCAGAUGAUUUAGUUAAUUUUAUUCGUCACAAUCUGUCUCAAAAGUAUACGAGAGCGAAAAUCAUUAAGCAUCUUCAACAAGAAGGUAUAUACUACGAGCUACCAUUGAAAAAAAGACGUUCAAAAGCACUGCAAAAAAAAGUAGACGAAGAAGAAUCAGAUAAUGGGGCCAACGAUGUUUAUGAUAUUUCUGACGGUUUGAUUACCAAUUUAUCAGUGUUUACAGUACUGUUCCUCAGUAUAAUUAUUGUUUCAGAGUUUAAUCUGCUUGGCUCAGAUGUUUCUGACCGAAAGAACGAAAAAAGUAUAAAACGAAAACGGCUUACUAUCAACAAACACCAGGAACCGAUAACUAAUUCGAUUGACUGCUUUUCACAUGAAGAUCACCGGUCCACCGCCGACGAUGACGAAUCAUGUACACAUAAUUAUUCUGGUUCAACGGUGAAAGCUGAUGAUAUAUUAAUAGGAAUGCCAAAAACAGGUUGUAUAAAGGACGGUAGUAGCGACGAUGGGGUUGUGUUGGAACGCAAGCUGACAACUAGCGAUCAAUAUCUAUCAGAUGUUGAUAAAGAUGAUUCACGACCGACAAAGAAGAGACGAAUUGUCAUGAGCGAUUCAGAAUGA